Molecule: messenger RNA, 1716 nt
Organism: Paramuricea clavata
Lineage: Eukaryota; Metazoa; Cnidaria; Anthozoa; Malacalcyonacea; Plexauridae
Source: the annotation of a GenBank genome assembly
AUGAAGACCAGUGGCUUACAACCUUACCAAGGCGAACCGAUUGCUGAUCCAGCUUGGAUAGCUCAAUACAACGAAGAGAGAAGUGCCGAAGAAGAGAGAAGACAGCUGCUUAUGUCUCGCUUGAACGGAACCGUCCCCGUAUCAAAUUGGUAUGUGAAAUGUAUACACUAUAUGUGAGCUCAGAGACAGAGCUCGUGUUUACAUUCUGUGUAGACGCUACGGCGUAUACGCAGGCUAGUGUUGACACUCAUGUAAAAAUAUUUUCCUGUUUCGUUUGAGAAAUCACAAUGAAUAUUAUAUGGUGUUUCUUUUUAUUUCAGGUGUACAUGCGAACUAUGUAAAGUCGAUUUACUGGUAAAUGAGAGAGGCUCAAUGCUGCCAAGAAAUCGAAGGCUGCUUAGAAGCGUUAGGUACAGAACUUGUUUUACAAGAAGUAGGUGCUGAGCCAAAUUGCAUAACGCUUCAUCCAGGCUUUGGUUCGGUCUGUUUAUCACCCUGGUCAUUGCGUCUGGCAGGGCGUAAAUUUCGAAAAAUAGAUGGCAGGAAGUAUAACGUGGAAGGUGAUGAAAACAGGCAAGACACAUAUAUGUAAUAAUAUAUAUAUAUUUAUUAUAACAAUAUAAUAUAGCCAUUUUUAACCCUGAUAAAUCCCCACAAUUUGUUAUCAAUCAGAAAAUUUCAUUUAUAUAAAACUAUUACAAAUAUUACAUGAAAAGUUUUUUAUAUUAUAUGUAUUUCCUAAGUGUUGCCUAUAGAGAGUAUAUACAAUUGGUUUAUGGAUACUUGGGAAAGAGAAGAAUACCUUUACCAGCAUGUGGUUAUCAUGCCAUAAGACAAGCUUUUGGUGGAAAAGACUUCAAAGGUUUUGAGGAUGAUGAAGAGUUGGAAUGAUAUCAUCAUAAUAAUAUUAUGCAUCCAAAAGUGCCCACCCCCAGGGCUUCUGACAUUUUAAAUAAAUCUUGUUAACCCAUUAAUCGCCAGCACUCUCCCCUUGACGAGUAAAAUCGUCUGGCAUUAGAAAGAGUAAAAUAAUAAAGUAGGGUGCAUCAGGGCGCAAUGCGACUCAAUGGGUUAAAUAGACAAAUGGGCAGAUAGGCCAGUUAACCCAUUAAGCACCAGCGCUCUCCCCUUGAUGAGUAAAAUCGCCUGGCGUUAGACAGAGUAAAAUAAUAAAGUAGGGUGCAUCAGGGCGCAAUGCGACUCAAUGGGUUAAUUCCAAGAUUGGUAAAAAAGUGGAAAGUUCCCCGAAGUGGGACUGAUGUCCGAGGCAUAUCCCCCAUUUGCAAACACUUGAAGUGAGAUCAAUACAAAAACUGAUUUGGAUUAAUUUUAUAAGGCCAAAAAAUAAUACCAGGGUUCCUGGUGUUUAGAGCUCACUGGUUUGUGAUAGAUGUAUAAAACUCAUAAAAAUGAAAUUAAAAAAUUCAAAACCGACCUACUCUUCCUAGGUUUUUGUAACAUAUAGUAGGAAACCAUGGUAUUUUUUGGCCUAAUUGAUUUCAAAUGCCUCACCACUGGGUUGAGGUUGGUUUUCAAAUGACCCACCCCUGGGAAACAUAAAAUGAGCAAGUGCCUGUGGGGGGGGGGGUGCACUCUGGAUUUGAACAAUGCAUAAAAAAUUAAUACAUCUGUAUAAUUUAAUCAGCUAGUAUGUAGUUUGCAAAUGAGUGUAAUGUCAAAUUUUUUUGUAAUUAUUUUUUAUUACGAGGACAUUCC